This is a messenger RNA of Dichomitus squalens LYAD-421 SS1, 549 nucleotides long. Its product is annotated as carbonic anhydrase. The transcript is spliced from 3 exons. NCBI's taxonomy places the organism in Eukaryota, Fungi, Basidiomycota, Agaricomycetes, Polyporales, Polyporaceae. The record is from RefSeq and is a predicted model, not a curated record. Gene Ontology annotation, biological process: cellular response to oxidative stress; cellular response to carbon dioxide. Bases 1 to 549 code for a protein of 182 amino acids. Gene Ontology annotation, molecular function: carbonate dehydratase activity; zinc ion binding.
AUGACAUCCACCUUCCUCCCAAGUCCCCCCUCUAAGAUCCUCUCGGACCUGCUGAAUCGGAACGAGAAGUGGACGGAAGCGAACAGCGGACUAUUUCUACAGGAAACCCAGUCGCCUAAGGUUCUCUGGAUCGGCUGCGCCGACUCGCGAGUUCCGGAAUCCGUCAUUACCAAUCUCGAACCCGGCAUGAUCUUCACUCAUCGUAACAUCGCAAACCAAUUCCAUGCAGACGACGAUAACGCGAUCUCGGUGCUCAUCUACGCCGUCGAGAACCCGAAGAUGCGGGUCGACCACAUCAUCGUCGUUGGCCACACCCGCUGCGGCGGGGUGGAGGCAUGCUGCAAAGCCGCACAGGCAGACGACUCCCCUCCUGCCAAUGCGCUCCAGCGCUGGCUUGCGCCGCUCACAGAAUUCGCGCGGAACAACGGUCUGGGCGGCGAUCUCAGCGCGCUCUUGGAGGCAAACGUGCGCAUGCAGGUAGACAAUGUGCUGAAGUCUGAAGUGCUGGAGCGCGAGUGGGGGAUUAGGGAUGUGCACGUGCACGGGUGA